Molecule: messenger RNA, 1378 nt
Organism: Python bivittatus (Burmese python)
Lineage: Eukaryota; Metazoa; Chordata; Lepidosauria; Squamata; Pythonidae
Gene: TMX1
Product: thioredoxin related transmembrane protein 1
Cellular component (GO): endomembrane system
Molecular function (GO): disulfide oxidoreductase activity
Source: RefSeq, a predicted model, not a curated record
CCUCUCCGACUUGUUUCCUGGCGCCCGGCCAAGACGGAAGUGGCCCAAGAUGGUGGCGGCCGUUAUUCCCCUCCGUGCCUCCUCAGCGAGGCCAGCCUGGGUAGCGGUGGCGUCGCUGCUGCUGCUGCUGCUGCUGCUGCUGCUAGGGCCGGGACCCGCGUUGGCCGGGCGGAAUCAAGUCAAAGUGCUGACUGACGGCGCAUGGCAGGAACUGCUGCAGGGCGAGUGGAUGGUGGAAUUCUAUGCUCCUUGGUGUCCUGCCUGUCAGAAUUUACAGCCAGAAUGGGAAAGCUUUGCCGAAUGGGGAGAGGAUCUUGAAGUGAACAUUGCCAAAGUGGAUGUAACAGAGCAGCCAGGGCUAAGUGGAAGGUUUAUCAUAACAGCACUUCCCACCAUUUACCAUUGUAAAGAUGGAGAAUUUAGACGGUACCAAGGUCCCCGAACAAAAAGCGACUUUAUCAAUUUCAUCAGUGAGCAAGAAUGGAAGUCUGUUGAGCCUGUUUCUUCAUGGCUUGGACCAUCUUCAUUUCUGAUGAGCAGCAUGUCUGCCCUGUUUCAGCUUUCCAUGUGGAUUAGGCACUGUCACAAUUACUUCACAGAAAAUCUUGGCAUACCAAACUGGGGAUCCUAUGCAAUUUUUGCAUUUGUAACUUUGUUUUUGGGGUUGCUGUUAGGGCUUAUCAUGGUGUUUCUGGCAGAUUGUAUGUGUCCCUCCAAAAAGCAAAGGCCACAGCAGCACCCUCAUCAGAAAAAGCUGCUGGAAUCUUCUCAGCAGUUGAAAAAAAAAAGUGAAGGACUUGAUGGAGUCAAUCUUGAUGGUGGAAUGGACCACGGAGAGCCACGGCAUCCUGCUCCUUCCGCGAACCCAGUGAGACAGCGUGCCACGAAACUAGCUUCUGAAGCAGAACAGUCAUAGCUCUUGCCAGCAGGCUCAUCUUCUGGAGUUCCUGAGUGGAUACCCGAUGUUCGAAUACGCAGGUGGGCAGGGGAGGUGGGGGAAGUCCUCCUCUUCCACCUCCCAAGAGAACUGAGAAUCAUUUUGAGGAGGCGAAAAACUGUUUCUGAAUCUUUCAGUGCGACAAGUUUAAUGUGUGGUGACAGAAAUGCUUUACGUGUCUCCCUGGGACAGGUCUGGGAGGUGCAAAGGGUUAAUUUGCCUAUGGCAUGGUAAACUCCAGAAUUUGGAUGAGUUCACAGUAACCAGUCUGCAGUGCUAGACAGCACUGGUCCCAAAACCAGAUGGUCCUUUUUGAUGAAGCCUUUCUCUCCAUGUAGAAGUAAUCUAGGAGGAAAAAGCUUUCUUCUAUACUUGUUUGGAUCCAACUCAAGGGGCUACUUCUGCAGUUGGCUUGCUUUUACAGGUGCAAUUUUUUUUUUU